AUGAGAGAGAAAGGAAGGGAGAGAGGAAGGGAUGAGGAAAGGGAAAGAACAGAAAGGGGAGAGAAGGGAAAGGGAGAGGACAGAAGAAAAGGGGAAGAACAGAAAGGAGAGAGAAGGGAGGAGGAGAGAACAGAAGAAAAGGAGGGAAAGGAAGGGAAAGAGGAAGGGACGAGGACAGGGGGAGAAAUAGAAUGGGAAAGAAGUGAUAACGAGAGGGAGGGGAGAGAGAUUGAAGGAUAA
Molecule: messenger RNA, 240 nt
Organism: Stylophora pistillata
Lineage: Eukaryota; Metazoa; Cnidaria; Anthozoa; Scleractinia; Pocilloporidae
Product: high mobility group nucleosome-binding domain-containing protein 5-like
Source: RefSeq, a predicted model, not a curated record